AUGCCACAGGCCAGAAGUUUUGUACUCUCUUUUGCAAGUCACUGGGAUGACCCUAUACCUACUGAAGGUGACAGUGAAAAUGACUUGGAAGUUGGAUCGGGAGCCACCAAUCUGACGGGAUCAUCCCUACGUGAACCACGGACAGUGUCAGUGCAAACAGCAAGAUACCUCACGAGCCCGUGGCUGACGCGUUUUGUUCCUUCCGUUUACACCUUAGUGCUCGUGCUCAGCCUCCCGCUGAACAUUACAGCGAUACUCGUGUUUCUGAAAAAAAUGAAAAUUGAAAAGCCAGCUGUAGUAUACAUGCUGAAUUUGGCCCUUGCAGAUGUCCUGUUUGUGAGCGUGCUUCCUUUUAAGAUUGCUUAUCACUUUUCUGGAAAUGACUGGCGUUUUGGACCUCAGAUGUGCCGGUUCAUCACUGCUGCCUUCUACUGUAACAUGUACUGCUCAAUAAUGCUUAUGACAAGCAUAAGCUUUGAUCGCUUCUUAGCAGUGGUGUAUCCCAUGCAGUCUCUCGGGUGGCGUACAUUAAGACGUGCCUCGCUGAUUUGUUUCAUCAUAUGGCUUGUAGCAAUAACUGGGGUUAUACCUUUUCUCACCAGAGAGCAAACGAUGGAAAUACCCAAGUUAAAUAUAACUACUUGCCACGAUGUGCUAAGAGAAUCUGAACUUCACGGCUAUUACCUCCACUUCUUCUCCAUCUUCUCUUCUGUGUUUUUUGUAGUGCCGUUUGUAAUUUCUACUGUCUGUUAUGUGUGUAUCAUUCGAUGUCUUAGUUCUUCUACCAUUGUUGCAAAACAAAAUAAGAAGACGCGUGCCUUACUCUUGUGUGUGGCUGUUUUUUCUGUUUUUGUUAUUUGCUUUGGGCCAACUAAUGUCCUCCUAUUAAUUCAUUAUAUCCAUUUUUCUUACGAUAACAGCUUAGAGUACCUCUACUUUGCCUACCUACUCUGUGUUUGUAUCAGCAGCGUUAGCUGUUGCAUUGACCCCUUUAUUUACUACUAUGCUUCUUCUCAGUAUCAGAGACAACUUUUCAGUCUCCUCAAUUGUAAAAAGACUUUUGAUCCUAACAGUAGUAACAGCAGUGGCCAGUCAAUGUCUACCACUAGCAGAAGGGCUACGUGCUCUAGUAAUGUGAAUAACAGUGUCUACAGGAAAUUACUAGCAAUGCAUUGAGAUAACGUGUCUUACACAUGCUUAAUUUUUAGACAAUUUCAAACAACAAAAAGACUGUACUAUAUCCAAGAAAUGCAAAACCUUAAACCAAGUUGUUGUACAAUACAUAGCUCUAUGGAUUCAUUGAAGUAAUGCGCAAUUCAAAUUCAAACUCUGUAUAUGUAU
Phaethon lepturus (White-tailed tropicbird) is the source of this 1341-nucleotide messenger RNA. RefSeq names its product coagulation factor II (thrombin) receptor (gene F2R). Gene Ontology annotation, cellular component: membrane. The record is from RefSeq and is a predicted model, not a curated record. NCBI's taxonomy places the organism in Eukaryota, Metazoa, Chordata, Aves, Phaethontiformes, Phaethontidae. The coding region runs from base 1 to 1176 and encodes 391 amino acids. Gene Ontology annotation, molecular function: thrombin-activated receptor activity. The transcript has a single exon. Gene Ontology annotation, biological process: positive regulation of blood coagulation; thrombin-activated receptor signaling pathway; positive regulation of Rho protein signal transduction.